Molecule: messenger RNA, 1700 nt
Organism: Spodoptera exigua (beet armyworm)
Lineage: Eukaryota; Metazoa; Arthropoda; Insecta; Lepidoptera; Noctuidae
Source: the annotation of a GenBank genome assembly
AUUCAAUUCAAUUUCCGUCCGUUGAACAUUUUGAAAAGUUUCCAUUUUGUAGUGCACACGAGAUACGGAGAUAUAUUAUUUAUAUUCUUUUCAUUUAAUUUGUUAAAUUAUAUAAAAUAAUCAUGUCCGAGAAAACUCACUCAUCACGUUUAUCUGCUUACAAAAAUGCUGGCCAAGGAACAACUGAUCUCCGUCGCAAGCGAGCUGAGCUCAGUGUGGCUCUCCGUAAGCAGGCCAGAGAUGAACAGCUCCUUAAGAGAAGGGCGCUGUCCCCUGAGGCAGGAGAGGAAGUUCAAGAGGAGGAGGUCAAAGUAUAUACUACUUCUGAGAUUGUUCAAGGUCUCCGCUCCAAAGACCUGCCAACAAUGACAGCGGCGGCGCGCGCUGCUCGUCGCAUGUUGUCUAAGGAGCAGAACCCCCCAAUAAGCACCAUGGUAGCUGCUGGAGUCAUUGGACCUUUAGUACAGGCCCUGGAGAGAGAUGAUUGUUCAGACCUCCAGUUCGAAGCAGCAUGGGCGCUCACUAACAUCGCUUCCGGUACUCAUGAGCAUACCAUGGCUGUUGUUGAUGGUGGUGCGAUUCCAAAACUAGUGGCCUUACUAGCGCGCGGUGGUGUUGUGGGUGAGCAGAGUGCGUGGGCACUAGGCAACAUUGCAGGCGACGGGCCACAAACCCGGGACUCCGUGCUGGCUCAUGGAGCGCUGGCUGUGCUACUGCCUCUCAUGACUUGUACUACACCUGCGAGCCAGCUCCGAACAGCUGUGUGGACUUAUAGUAAUUUUUGCAGGAACAAGAACCCGCUAGUAAAGUUUGAAUACGUGUCUCCUGCAUUACCGUAUAUAGCUGAUCUGCUCGAGAUCCCCGACCAAGAUGUCUUGGCGGAUGCGUGUUGGGCUCUCUCCUACCUAACGGACGGCCCCAACGAGCGCAUAGAGGCAGUACAAAUGACACCGCACCUACUACCUCGCAUAGUAAAACUACUGAACCAUACGUCGGCCGCCGUCAGGACGCCGGCGUUGAGAGCUAUAGGAAACAUGCUUACUGGGUCUGAUGAACAAACGGACCGCUGCCUAGAAGCAGGUUGUCUAACCCACAUAAUCACCCUGCUCCGCUGCGGUAAAGCCUCACUGAUGAAGGAAGCAGCCUGGGCAGUCAGCAACAUACUAGCGGGCACUCAGGCACAGAUACAGCGGGCAAUCCAACAAGGCGUUUUGGACCAUUUACUACAUGUCCUUACCAUUGAUGAUAUCAAAUGUCGCAAAGAAGCAGCUUGGGCGAUCACAAACCUCUGUCUAGGCGGAACUCCGGAACAGCUAGACGCUCUCCUCUCCGUUGGAUUCCUUGAGCCUUACUGCGCGUUGCUGUCCGCUCCUGAUCAUAGAGCCAUCUCCGUCGUCUUGGAUGGACUAACUAAUUUAUUACAGGCGGCAGUGAAAUAUGGUCAAGUGGAAGCUCUGUGCUUAAAACUGGAAGAGAUUGGCGCGUUGGAUCAAAUUGAAAACCUACAGCAGCAUGAAAAUGAACAGAUAUACAAAAAAGUACUGCACAUUCUUGAUACAUAUUUCGCUGAACAAGAGGAUCCUAACGCACAGCCGACACAGACAGAGGAGGAAUACCAAUUUGGGACCACAGGAGGGCAAAAUAUCAACUUCUAAUACCCCUAUGUUAUUUAUUCUUGUAUUUAAGAUUCAUAAUUAAAA